UGACAGAUGUAAGGUAAUGACAGUUCUUGCAUCGCUGCCAGCAAAUUUCAUACUGCACGUGUAUACAUGAGCAUAUUUAUUUGCGGUGAUACAAUUGAAAAUCUGAAAAAAUGGGAAAAAAAUCCAAAGGAGGCAACUUGGGAAGAGCAUUAAUUCGCGAUCGAUUUGGUCAAGGCCAUCGUCGUACGGUUGACAACAAUUCUAUGUUACAUACAACUGAGAUCCAGGAUGGAUACGAUUGGGGUCGUUUGAAUCUGCAGUCCGUUACAGAGGAAUCAUCAUUCCAGGAAUUUUUACGUACCGCUGAACUGGCCGGAACGGAAUUUCAGGCAGAAAAAUUAAAUAUUCAAUUUGUAAAUCCAAAAAGCAACGUCGGAAUAUUAUCGAAAACAGAACGUGAGGCAGCUGAAAAGAAACAUACUGAUAAAAAAGGUUUAUUGAAAAUUCCACGCCGACCAACAUGGACGCCCGAAACGACGGCCGACGAUUUACACACACAAGAGAAUUUAAGCUUUUUAGAGUGGCGUCGUGGUUUGGCUAUGCUGCAAGAGGAAGAAGGCAUUUUAAUGACGCCGUACGAGAAAAAUUUAGAAUUCUGGCGCCAAUUGUGGCGAGUGGUUGAACGAAGUGAUGUCAUCGUUCAGAUUGUUGAUGCUCGAAAUCCGUUGCUGUUCCGUAGCGAAGAUCUCGAAAAGUACGUGAAAGAAGUUAGUCAAGAUAAAAUGAACAUGAUUCUUAUAAACAAAGCUGACUUUUUGACGGAUGAACAACGUGUCACAUGGGCCAAUUACUUUGACAAUGAAAAUAUGAAGGUAGCAUUCUAUUCAGCAACACUUGUUACUGAAGAAAAUAAUAAAUCACUGGAAGACAUAACGGAAGAAACUGACAACAAAUCCGAAGACAACAGUGAAGAAGAGGACGAGGGAAGUGAUGGAAAAGAAGCUAGUUCAGAUGAAAAACAAAUUUCCGUUGAUAGCAUAAAGAAAGCCACCGAUGAAAUUGCAAAAUCAGUGCAUAGAGCCGAAGAACAAUUGGAGAUAAUUGAGAAAAAAUUGGGCGUCCAUCAUUUAAAUGAUCCGAAAAUAUUGUCACGCAGUGAAUUAAUUGAAUUAUUCAGAAAUGUUCACAAGGGACCAAAAGUUACGGAUGAUAUUUCAACUAUUGGGUUAGUCGGCUAUCCAAACGUAGGAAAAAGUAGUACGAUUAAUUCGCUGAUGAUUGAGAAGAAAGUGUCGGUUUCGGCAACGCCAGGCAAAACAAAACACUUCCAAACACUAUAUCUGGAUACUGAUAUUUUAUUAUGCGAUUGUCCUGGUUUGGUGAUGCCAAGCUUUGUUCUGACAAAAGCCGAAAUGAUUUUGAAUGGAAUCUUGCCGAUCGACCAAAUGCGAGAUCAUGUUCCAGCUGUAAACAUUCUUUGCUCGCAGAUUCCACGCCAUACACUUGAAGAUAAAUACGGAAUCAUAAUAGCAAAACCGCAGGAAGGAGAAGACUCAAACAGACCACCAUAUUCGGAAGAAUUACUACUCGCUUAUGGAUAUAACCGUGGUUUUAUGACAGCAAGAGGACAACCUGAUCAGUCGCGAUCGGCUCGUUACGUACUCAAAGACUAUGUGAAUGGUAGAUUGUUGUACUGUCAUGCUCCUCCUGGGUACAAACAAAAGGAUUUCCAUAAGUAUGCACCACGAAUUCGUUUGGAGAAAUCUGAAGACCAAUUAACGAGCCAACAACAACGAGCAAUGCGCAUUGAUCGUUCAAAAACAACGAAAGAUAUCGACAAAAAUUUCUUUGAACCUGCUGCCCGCAUCGCAUACAUAAAAGGCAAGACGAAUUUGGCUCACAUUCGUGGAUUAGCAAAGGAAAAUGAAACCGCAUCAACUGGCAGUACUUCGGUUGGUGGAUCAAUGCAAAGUUUGAACAGUGUUCACUUGGUAGAGAAGCCAUGGCGGCACCAGAAAAAAGAGAAGCGAGAAAAACUGCGGAAAAAAUUCGCCCAUUUGGAUCAGCAUUAAAUAAAUGUUUAAUUUGAAAUUAUUAUAAGAAUUUUUAUGUUAUUAUUUUCAAUAAAAUGGUUCCAUUGAAAUUCAUUGAAUAAAA
Sitodiplosis mosellana (orange wheat blossom midge) is the source of this 2097-nucleotide messenger RNA. RefSeq names its product large subunit GTPase 1 homolog (gene Ns3). Gene Ontology annotation, biological process: ribosomal subunit export from nucleus. The record is from RefSeq and is a predicted model, not a curated record. Gene Ontology annotation, molecular function: GTPase activity; GTP binding. Bases 111 to 2012 code for a protein of 633 amino acids. The transcript has 4 exons. Lineage: Eukaryota; Metazoa; Arthropoda; Insecta; Diptera; Cecidomyiidae. Gene Ontology annotation, cellular component: cytosol.